Sceloporus undulatus (fence lizard) is the source of this 3136-nucleotide messenger RNA. It is a transcript of the gene DNAJC18, whose product is annotated as DnaJ heat shock protein family (Hsp40) member C18. Gene Ontology annotation, molecular function: Hsp70 protein binding. The coding region runs from base 39 to 1112 and encodes 357 amino acids. NCBI's taxonomy places the organism in Eukaryota, Metazoa, Chordata, Lepidosauria, Squamata, Phrynosomatidae. Gene Ontology annotation, cellular component: endoplasmic reticulum membrane. Gene Ontology annotation, biological process: cellular response to misfolded protein. The record is from RefSeq and is a predicted model, not a curated record. The transcript is spliced from 8 exons.
CCCUUUCCUCCAGGACCCUGGUUCCAUUCCAAUGGAAGAUGGCCGUGCUGAGUCCUGGGGAGCGCUGGGCCGAAGCACUAAUUGAUGAGCUCAGAAGAAAUCCAUGUCCAUCAGAGGAAGUGCAAGACAAUUUUGACUACUGUGGUUGUAGUGACUGCUUGAGGAUGAAGAAAGAGCAUGUCUCUGACAAUGGAAGGACUCAGUCAGCGCCUGGGGAAGGAAGCAUCACUUACACCAAGGAACAGUUACUUGGGGUACAAAGAAUAAAGAACAGUAAGAAUUACUAUGAAAUUCUUGGCGUUGGGAGGGAUGCAAAUGAUGAAGAGCUAAAGAAAGCUUAUCGAAAACUUGCUCUGAAAUUUCACCCAGACAAGAACUGUGCUCCAGGAGCAACAGAUGCAUUUAAAGCCAUAGGAACAGCUUUUGCAGUUUUGAGCAAUCCGGAAAAGAGAUUACAGUACGACCAGUAUGGAGAUGAAGAAGAACCUUACAUCAACCUGCCCAGGCGUUAUAACUAUUACAGAGAAUUUGAGGCAGACAUCACACCAGAAGAAAUAUUUAAUAUGUUUUUUGGAGGGAACUUUCCAACAGGGAAUAUACACAUGUUUUCACAUUCACCCAUGGAUCCCCCAUGUUUUCAGCAAAGGAACAGACAUGAGAGGACUUGGACACAAGAGGAAGAAGAGGAAGAAACUAGACCGCAGAAUAGCUACUCAGCAUUUAUCCAGUUACUACCAGUCUUUAUCAUAAUAGUGGUGUCAGUAGUAACUCAGCUGAUGGCUACUAAUCCACCCUACAGCCUCUUCUACAAAUCGAAUCUAGGGCACACUAUUCUUAGGGAAACUCAGAAUUUGCAGGUGCCUUACUAUGUCGAUAAGAACUUUGAACAUAAUUAUAAUGGUGAAGAACUUGAAGAGCUUGAAAAGCAAAUUGAAAAAGAUUACAUCGACCAUGUCCAGACUAACUGCAGGAAAGAAAAACAACAAAAAUCCGAGUUAUCUAAUUUGGCAAAGCUAUACCGAGAUGAGCGACUGAAGCAAAAAGCUGAAUCCCUAUCACUUGACAACUGUGAAAAGCUCUCCAAUAUCAUAGGACUACAAAGGAGUCGCUAACACAGACACAAGGAGAAAAAUUAACAGUACCGACAAGUCCUGUGUGCUUUCGAAAUUUCAGCUUACCUCUGUUUUCUUUUUAUAAUCUAGAGACAAAACAUAAUAUGUAGACUUAGUACUGUAACAUGUACAGAGAGCUGUAUGAACUGAGCCAGCAAGGCCGCACAUGCUGUAAUGUAUUGAGUACAUUUGGUUCCAAGGCCUGGUAGUAGUUAAAUGUUAGAGAUUGUUUUGGAGAAUUAAUUACAUUUGGCAAAUGUUGUCAUUUGAUACUUGGUUGCCAUCCAUGUGCCAAGCACAUGAGUCCCAGAAACAACCAUCAUGCUCAUUGUUCUUGCUGUGAACAAAAUCUGCUCAGUUCAAGAUCCAUAGUUGGUCAGCAUUUUACAUUGUCAUUCCCAUAUUGAUCCAAAGCAGCUGUUCAUGUGACUUGUUGCUGAAAGCUUAGAUAGGAGGGACAAGAUUUGUUCCACACUGAAAGGAUGGUGAUGGUUAUUUAUUUAUUUAUUUAUUUAUUUAUUUAUUUAUUGAGCACUCUCAAAGUACUUUGAAGGAUGUUCUAAGCAUGGUCUGCAGAUUAAAAGGUUAAAAAAAAUCCACUCCUUGUCCACACGCUAAAAGCUAUUAUGUAAAUGGAAAAUGGGGAGGGAUGCAGAAACAAACACUGAUUGUACCCCAUGGGCAGGUUUACUCUUAUGUACUGUAUUUUAUUGUUUGUAAGUACAGCGCUGUGCAAAUCUACAGCGCUAUAUAAAUAAAGCAUAAUAAUAACUGGAAAAGUAGCUCUUUUAGCUGAAGUGGGUGCUCUCCCGCUUACCAGAAUGCCCCCAGAUGCAGGCAGCCUUUAUUUUUAAUCUGUAUCUUUUUAGUUGUUGAACCAGAAUCAUGUGAUGGGGGAUUAACACUAUAAUUUUGGAGAGCUCUGAAUCCCUGCAUCUAGAAAACAGUUACAUCCAUUUAGCUUCACUGGCUUGCCAUUGGCAGCCUCAGUUUUCACCUUCUUCUAAAUCCAUUUUCUAAUUAGGAGUUCACCAUCAUGAUUGAAUCUCUUUAUACAUUCCUUGCAAUAUCUGUGCUGUUCUCCAAGAUAGCCAGUUUUUCAAGGAAAUACUUAAAAGGUUUUAUCUAUAAUUGGUACCGACACAUGGUAACGAAACAAUUAUUUCAAUAAUUUCUCCUCCAAUGUUCGCUUGCAUAGGCACUAGUCAUGCCAAAUGUUCCCAAGGAUAUGAGUCUGAAAACAGUCAGACUUUGUAGUUCUAUGUGGUGUCUUAACACCACCAUUUGGAGAAAAUUAGAAAAGACCCCUGCUUUAUCGGUGACACUUUACAAACUACAACAUUGUUAAUUUUAGGAAAACCAGCAUCCUUUUAUAUAUAAAAUUAAUUGUGUAAUUUUUAUUUGUCCCAGUUAGACUAUAGGUCAGCCUAUAGCACAGAUUAUAGCAUAGAAUCAUCAAUUCAAGAUUUGGUUUAUCCUUUGUGGAAUAGCUUAUUUUAAAAUGUAUUUCCAAGUAUGCAUGGGAUUUGAAAAUGUUUCAUUUGUUUUUGCUCAUUCCACAUCCCUCCCCAAUUUAAUAUAUUUUUUUUCUAUUUGUUUCAGUUGCUUAGUGAUAUUUAUCUUUCUGAAUGUAAAUAUACAUUGGCAAUAUGGUCAUUGUAUCAUUGCACUGUACAGUCCAUUUUUUAGAAACCAUUUAGGUGUGUAUUGUUACACCAGAUGACUAGUAAACAAGAUGUUUUCCUUAUCUAGCAUAAACAUUCUGGAACUGUCUUGGGGCGAUGAGCAGAUUUGAAAUGAUCCAUUCUGUUACUUUGGCCUUGCUCUUGGGCAGUGGCAACAGGACUAAUGCAGUUUUUGAAAAUCGCACCCUUGAAGUGGGAAACAAUUUUGUGCGUGUGUGCGCGUGUGUGUGCACUUUUUUACAAAAAUAUUUAAAUGUAAUGCAUUGUUUAGCUAUGAACGUGGCACCUAUUGCUGUAUGGAAACAGACAAUGAAAUAAAAGUUAUGAAUACUAAAGCUA